Mobula hypostoma (lesser devil ray) is the source of this 957-nucleotide messenger RNA. It is a transcript of the gene mtnr1al, whose product is annotated as melatonin receptor type 1A like. Gene Ontology annotation, molecular function: melatonin receptor activity. Lineage: Eukaryota; Metazoa; Chordata; Chondrichthyes; Myliobatiformes; Myliobatidae. Bases 1 to 957 code for a protein of 318 amino acids. Gene Ontology annotation, biological process: G protein-coupled receptor signaling pathway. The record is from RefSeq and is a predicted model, not a curated record. The transcript is spliced from 3 exons. Gene Ontology annotation, cellular component: plasma membrane.
AUGAGUGGGGUGAUGAUUUUGUCAAAGAAUCUCACACUUGAGGAUGUGGAGAGGCUUCCCGAGAGGAGCGCGUGGGUAACUAGCGUCCUCGCCACUGUGCUCAUCUUUACCAUCGUGGUUGACCUUCUGGGCAACUCGCUGGUCAUCGUCUCCGUUUUCAGGAACAAGAAACUGCGGAAAGCCCGCCGUAACGUCUUUGUGAUAAGUCUCGCCAUUGCUGACCUUGUUGUGGCAAUCUACCCUUAUCCUCUAACUCUAAUAGCAAUCUUUCGCAAUGGAUGGGUACAUGGUUACAUCCACUGUCAAAUGAGUGGGCUGCUCCUGGGACUGAGUGUAAUUGGCUCCAUCUUUAACAUCACUGCUAUUGCAAUCAACAGAUAUUGUUACAUCUGCCACGGUCUGAAAUAUAAAAAGAUCUUCAGCCACAGAAAAACCUCUUGCUACGUGUUGCUGGUCUGGAUGUUGACAUGUCUAGCAGUCAUUCCCACUCACUUUGUGGAAUCUCUCCAGUAUGAUCCACGAAUAUACUCCUGCACUUUUGCUCAGUCUGUCAGUCCCUUCUACACUGUCACCAUUGCAGCCAUCCAUUUCAUUCUGCCAAUCAGCAUCGUCUCAUAUUGCUACCUGCAUAUCUGGAUCUAUGUCAUCCGGGUCCGAAAGAGAGUUAAACUGGAAAAUCCAUCCAGGAUAAAUCACCAUGACUUCAGGAACUUCCUAACAAUGUUUGUGGUCUUUGUGCUCUUUGCUAUUUGUUGGGUACCGUUGAACAUCAUUGGCCUGGGAGUAGUAGUAAAUCCAAAGUUGGCAAACAUGAUACCAGACUGGCUUUUCAUUGCCAGCUAUUUCAUGGCAUACUUCAACAGCAGUUUGAAUGCUAUCGUGUAUGGUGUUUUAAACCACAAAUUCAGGCAGGAAUAUAAACAAAUAAUGAUAGAGAUUAUCAAUCUCUCUUGUUAG